ACGCGGGUGCAGGGGCGAUGGAGCUGUUGGCGUGCGAGCUGUUCGGGGUUCGCGCGCUGCGCUUCGGGGAGUUCGUGCUGAAGAGCGGCCUGGUCUCCCCUGCUUAUAUUGACCUGCGCGUCGUUGUAUCACACCCGGCUCUGCUCAACAAGGUAGCUGAUCUCCUUUUUCAAAUUGCAAAGGAUGAGACACUCAAGUAUAAUUCCGUGUGUGGUGUUCCAUACACAGCUUUGCCAUUGGCUACCAUCAUCUGCUCAAAGAAUCAGAUCCCAAUGCUUAUACGGAGAAAAGAGGCUAAAGAUUAUGGUACCAGAUGCCUUGUGGAGGGUGCAAUAAAUCCAGGAGACACUUGUCUGAUUAUUGAAGAUGUAGUUACCAGCGGUUCAAGUGUCUUGGAGACAGCUGAGGUCCUUCGGAAAGAGGGUUUGAAGGUUACUGAUGCCAUUGUGUUGUUGGACAGAGAGCAAGGGGGGAAAGCCAUGCUGGAAAAGCAUGGAAUUCACUUACAUUCUGUUUGUACCUUGUCUCAGAUGCUCAAGAUCCUUGAGCAGGAGAAAAAAGUUGCUCCUGAGAUGGUAGCAAAGGUGAAAAAAUUCAUUCAGGACAAUACUUUUAAACCUUCUGAGCAAAAUGGCAUGGCUUCUCUGAAAAGAAAGUGCAAAGAAAUGAGUUUUGCUGCUCGGGCUGAGCUGCCAGGCACCCAUCCCCUAGCUGCUCGGCUUCUCAGGCUCAUGGAAAAGAAGAGGUCUAAUUUGUGCCUUUCUGCUGAUGUGACCAAUUCCAAAGAACUGCUGCAGCUGGCUGCCACUCUGGGGCCUUCCAUCUGUAUCUUGAAAACUCACGUGGACAUCCUGGAUGAUUUCACCCAGGAUGUAAUACAAGAGUUGAGAAGGCUUGCAGACCAGCACGAAUUCUUGAUAUUUGAAGACCGCAAGUUUGCAGACAUUGGAAAUACUGUGAGGCAUCAAUAUGAAGGUGGUGUUUUCAAGAUAGCAUCCUGGUCAGAUAUCGUGAAUGCCCAUGCGGUCCCUGGACCAGGAGUUGUUCAGGGAUUGAAGGAAGUGGGGGAUCCUUUACAGCGAGGAUGUCUCCUGAUUGGAGAAAUGAGCUCGGAAGGGUCCCUGGCCACUGGUGACUAUACUAAGGCUGUGGUUAAAAUGGCUGAAGAACACUCAGAUUUUGUUUUGGGAUUUAUUUCUGGUUCCAGAAUUGUUGAAAAACCUGAAUUUCUUCACUUGACUCCAGGUGUUCAGAUGCAGGUUGGAGGUGAUAGCCUUGGGCAGAAGUACCUAACUCCUCAAGAAGUUAUUGGUAAAAGACUUUCAGAUAUCAUCAUUGUAGGCCGUGGGAUUUUGUCUGUGCCCAGAGCCCUGGAGGCAGCAGAAGCAUAUAGGAAGCUGGCCUGGGAAAGUUAUUUGCAGAGGAUUGGUGUUAGUGCACAAAAUUAACCCAAGUAUUGCAUUUCAUUAAGAAAACCAGUCCUAAAAGUGGGAAUAAUCAAGAGGGUAGUUCUUGGUUUUCCCCUCAGGAAAUGGUUAUGUAUGUUAAAAUAAAUCACCCACUGAGAUAUUUGAGAAUUUUGCUGUAAUGUUUUUGAUACUUGAGCUGAAACAGCAAUUUUCCUGUUCAGCUGAUUUUAGAAUUCUGCUUCUUCUUUGCUUAGAGAAGUACAAAUGAAAGCACCCUGAUGAAAAGCAAAACCAAAAAAGCACCCCAAAGGGCAUUUUGGAAAUUACAGAGCCAGAAAUCAGAUAGAUUCUUGUCAUCUAGUAGUAUGGGCAAUUCUGACAUACAUUGUAAGGGAUGUGGCUAAGCCCUCUGCUUAAAGAAAAUAUUCUGUCUCAGCAUUGGGCAUUUCGGAUCCAUGUUUGAAUAUUUUUUGCUGGGAAAUGACUAUUUUUUUGCCUUAGGUUGUUGAUUAUAUCCUCUGGUGUCUUUGUAUUGCUGGCAGAUCAAAUUCUCCUUUCCCAUUGCAGCCCUCACAGGUCUCCAAAUACGUUGUGAAGGGUCAGGAGAUUCCUUAAGUCGACUUGAGGUGUGCACAGGGGAGGGGGCUGGCAGGGACAAGGAGGAAUCAAUGUUCCUGCUGUAUGAGCAGCAAUCUGGUAAUCUAAUGUUGGAUGUAGCCCAGCAUUGUUACACUUGUCCAUGUGUUAAUGGGUGCCUUGAUGACAGUAUGCACAGAUGAAUCAUUCCAUCCUAUAUUGUGACAACCUCAUGCUAAGUUGAGGAAAUGUGUUGUUCUUGUUAGCAAUUGCCUGAAAUGUAAUAUGUACUGCUUGUUGUGACAGAAUGAAUUAAAUUGUCAUUCCUAGUUA
Varanus komodoensis (Komodo dragon) is the source of this 2318-nucleotide messenger RNA. It is a transcript of the gene UMPS, whose product is annotated as uridine monophosphate synthetase. The record is from RefSeq and is a predicted model, not a curated record. Lineage: Eukaryota; Metazoa; Chordata; Lepidosauria; Squamata; Varanidae. Gene Ontology annotation, biological process: 'de novo' UMP biosynthetic process; 'de novo' pyrimidine nucleobase biosynthetic process. Gene Ontology annotation, molecular function: orotate phosphoribosyltransferase activity; orotidine-5'-phosphate decarboxylase activity. Bases 18 to 1448 code for a protein of 476 amino acids. The transcript has 6 exons.